AUGCCUAGAAUCAAGCACAGAGCGAAUAGGAAGAGAACGCUGAAGCUCGAGCUUUCGGCAAGCUCUGGGUCGAAUGGCGACUUCAAGGAGGCUGCUGAAACCAUCCCGUCGGAGGCGAUUGAGGAGCAGAGUCCCACCAGCUCAGAGCACACACCGACCGAAGCUGAGAUUCUGCCACCGCCUCCCCCUGUCGCCAGCCCUCAAACCAAACGGCCGGCCCAAUCUGUCCUUAGCCCUAGCCCAACCAAAAAGAUUAAAACACCAAAAGUGCCUCAACCGCCUCCUGCUAAAGCUAAAGCCACAAAAUUCGCCUCUGUGUCUGAAAGGAAGCGUCGCUCCCGGAUGGUCGCUAUUCCCCAGCUUCCUCCAACACCAAGCUCUUCAACCGAGCUCCUCCAAGCGUAUCACGGUGGUCCCUACGGGCCAGGCAGCAUUCUAGAAGUUCGUUGA
Molecule: messenger RNA, 450 nt
Organism: Momordica charantia (bitter melon)
Lineage: Eukaryota; Viridiplantae; Streptophyta; Magnoliopsida; Cucurbitales; Cucurbitaceae
Source: RefSeq, a predicted model, not a curated record